Cryptotermes secundus is the source of this 589-nucleotide messenger RNA. RefSeq lists its product as uncharacterized. NCBI's taxonomy places the organism in Eukaryota, Metazoa, Arthropoda, Insecta, Blattodea, Kalotermitidae. The record is from RefSeq and is a predicted model, not a curated record. Bases 118 to 546 code for a protein of 142 amino acids. The transcript is spliced from 2 exons.
CAACUUUUGUUGUCUCACAUAACUCUCUGUCUCCAGUUACUCUGUAUCAUAAGUGACUGCAAAAUUUUAAUAUUGAACAUAUUUCAUUGAGAGAAUUGUGUUUCAGGAUCACCAAAGAUGGGCAUUGAUUCACCAAGAGAUGAGCAGCAGAAUAAGCGCUUUUGCUGUGGGAGUGAAGUAUCUACAUUCUCUCCCCCUGGCGCAGCACAUGAUGGCUGGGCUUUGGAUGACUCAGUGGCCAGACUGAGUAGAUCUCAGCCAGAACCAGGGUUAGAGCAGCACAUUUUGCCAGUUGAGAGUGUUGCUGCAGCUACACAGGAAGAAAGGGGGACAUUGCCAUUUUCACAGCCAGCGCACCUGAAUGAUAUGGUGCUGAAUUCACAGCUCCAUGCUACUCAGCCAUCUACACGGACUUCCAGUCAGUUAACAGUUACAACCACAGAUAAACGUGACGUGAAGCUUCACACAUUGGCCGAUUUUCAACUCUCGAAAGGGUGUGGCUUAGGCAGACCUUCCUGCACAUCAAGGGAACUUUCGACGAUAUAACUUUGAAGAGGACACCAUAUCUUUUUAUCUCAUGUAAUAUAAA